Messenger RNA from Plasmodium berghei ANKA, 4428 nucleotides. Its product is annotated as conserved Plasmodium protein, unknown function. NCBI's taxonomy places the organism in Eukaryota, Apicomplexa, Aconoidasida, Haemosporida, Plasmodiidae. The record is from RefSeq and is a predicted model, not a curated record. The transcript has 2 exons. Bases 1 to 4428 code for a protein of 1475 amino acids.
AUGUCAAAUAAUUUAAAAAUAGAUGAAGAUAAUAAUUUAAUAUUUCAAAAUAUCGAAACUAAUAACGUCGCGAAAGAAAUAAUACCAGAGGAAAAUAAAAUAUAUAAUGACAAUAAUGAAAAAAAUGAGAAAGACAUAUUAAUUGAUGUAAAUACAGAGCCAACAAAAAAUGAGUUUAACAAAGUAGAAAUAUAUAAUGACGAAAAAAAUAUAAAAUUAUUAAAUAAAGAUGUUGAUUGUUCUUUAAGUUUAAGGAUUAUUCAAAUUCCAGAAUUAAAUGAAACUCAAAAUGAAAUAAUAAAUAAAAAAACAAAUAAUUAUACAGAAAAUAAUAUCGAAUAUAAUGAAAAUCAUUAUAAUGGUAUUAAUACAAUAUGUGAUGAAAAAGAAUGCUCUUAUAGUAUUACUAAAGAAAUAAAUAAAACAUUACCAAAUUUAGAAAAUAAAAUUGAUGGAAUAGAAAAAAUAGAUAACACUGUAGAAAAAACAAAAUAUGUUCUACAAAAUAUUCAAAGUGAAAUUUUUGAAAAUAAUAGUGAUAAAGACAAAAAUCUUGAAAUGUUUUCACUUAUGAACACAGUUAAUAAUUUUAAAACUGAAAUCGAAAAUGAUAAUAAUAAUAUUUUUGAAACAAUUAGUAAAAAAGGGUUACUAUUUAUAUUAACUAUACAAGAAGUAUUUAUAAAUAAAACACAACAAAUAUUAUGUGCAAAAUGUUGUAAUGAAAUGCAUUGCAUUGAUAAUAUUAAUAGUAUUUUUAAAGAUAUUCUUAAAUUGAAAAUAGAAAAACAAACAAAUGAAAUAUAUAUGGUUCGAUUUUUAGAAAAAUUAAAAACGGAUUCUACAAAAUCGAAUACAAUACUAAAAGACAAAAUCAAUGAACAAUAUAUUUUAAUAAAUAAAUUAAUUAAAGAAAAACAAAUUCUUAACAAUACAAUAAAUAAAUUAAAACAAAAUAUAUUAUUAAUGCAAAAUGAAAAUAAUGUUUCAUCUUCAAAUAUCAAAAUAAAAAUACAUAACCAUUUCCUUAUUUUCACAGAUUAUGUAUAUCAAUUGUUACUAAAAAUUUAUUCUGAAUUUUCAGAAAAAAAUGAUAAAUUAGCUUGUCUAAUUGAUAAAUUAAAAUCGAUAAUGUUAGAAGAUCGAGAACAUUUUCCUAAUAUUGAAAAAAAAAAAAAAAAAAUAGUUAGUCUUUUAGAAAAUAUUAAUGAGACUGAUAAAAAAAAUUGCAAAUCAGAAAAAACAAAGAAAAAUAAAAGAACAAACAAAAAAAAUAGUAGUAAUAAUAACAAAAUAUCAAAAAGUAAACGUAAAAAACAUAUUCAAAAAUAUUCAGAUAGUGAAUAUACGGAAAAUAUAAGUUCAACUUCACUAUUUAAUAAAUCCAAAUUAUCAACUUAUUCUUCAAAAAAUAUGACUUGUUCAGAAAAAAAUGAAAAUUCUGAAAUUCUAUGUUCAGAUAAUUAUGCUGAACAAUUAUCAAGCGAAAUGUUUUUAUCAGAUUUAACAAAUAUGAAUACAAAAAUUUGGGGAAUUCGGAAAAAAAAAAAAAAAAAAAAUAAUAAUGAUAAUAGUUUAGUCAUUUGCAAAAACACAAAAGAAAAUAGUUACCUAUUGAAAAAGAAAAAAAAAAUAAAAUCACGACCCUUUGGUUAUAAUGAAAAGGAAUUUGAUAAAAACAUAAAUUCGAAAAGUUUUAAAAGUAGACAAAUACGAAAGGAAUUAAGUAAAUAUAAAAAACGUUAUAUUGAAGAAAUGAAAAGAAAUAAAACAUUGAAAUUUCUUCUAAAAAACAAGGAUGAAGAAAUAGAACAAAUAAAAAAAGGAAUUCGUAGUGAAAUGGAAAGACAGCAAAUAAAGUAUGAAGAAAAUGAAGAGAUUCAAUUAAAAAAAAUAAAUGAAAUGAAAAUAUUAUUAGACAAUCAUAAAAUUAACAACGAACAGUUGGCAAAUAGAAACAAAGAAUUUAAUGAACUAAAUGAUGAAUUAAAAAAAAAAAUAGAUAUGUAUAUAUAUUCAGAAAAAAUGUUAAAUAGCAAAUUAAUAGACUUAAAUAUAUCACUUACAAAAGAAAAAGAAAUAAAUAAUAAUUUAUUAUCAGAAAAUAUAAAAUUAAAAAAUAUAAUUCUCCAAGUUAAUAAUAAACAUAUUUAUUGUAACAAACAAUAUGAAAAUCAUAUGGAAAAUUUUACAAAUAAUCAAAAUUUAAAUUAUAUGAAUAAAAAUGAAAUAAAUGAUCAAAAUAUAAAUAAUUAUAAAAUAUUUUACAGAAAUUCUGCUGGUUCAUACCUUAAUGAAAUGGACAAAAAAUAUUUUGACAUACAUAAUGAUAUAUUCACAAAGUUUCCGAAACAAAAUAUGGGGAAUUGCAUAGAUUGUAUGCAUGAAAAUAAUGAAACUAUAAAUUUUAAUUAUAAAUUAAUAAAUCAAAAAAAAAAAAAUCGAGAUAAAAAAGAUAUAGACAGAUGUAGAUUUGAUCCAAGUCAUAGUUAUGAAACUGUUAAUAAACAUAGUGAUUACGGAGAAUAUUAUAAUAAAUCUUUUAAAAAAAAAUAUUAUAAAAAUAAUUAUAAAUUUGGUGAUAUAGGUUCUUCAUGUUAUAGUGACAAUUAUAUUGAUGUAAAAAAAACAAGAAAAAACUAUAAAUUAGAAAAAAAAAAAAAAUCAAAAAAACGAAAAAACAGCAUAUCAUCAGAAAGUAUAAAUAAUAGUUCAGAUCAGAGAGUCACAAACGAAAUAAAAAAAGACCUUUUAAAUUUUAAUGAAACAAAUUAUAAAAAUAUGAUAAAAAAUAUAACUAAAGAAAAAAAUGAAAUCGAAAAAAUAAAAGAGGAUGAUUUAUAUUCUAUAUUUAUGCAAAAUUGGGGAGAUUCAAAUAUAUUAAGUAAUGAAAACAUAGAAGCAUUAAAUUUAAGUUCAUCUUUUUUAAAUAAUUUAAAUGCUAAUGAAGCAUCUACUAAUGAGGAAAUAAAAGACAGUGGUUUAAAAAAUGAAAUAAAUGCCAACAAUCCUAUUGAUUCAUUUUCAAAAAAUAAUAAAAUUUCUACAAAAAAAAAUCAGGAGCAAAAUACAAACCUAUAUUAUAAUAAUCAGAUAUAUAAUUUAGAAUCAGUUACACCGAAUAAGGAAGAAAAAAAUAUAGAACAACAAACGUACUUGAAUCCAUCAAAUUCACUAUUUAACCAUAAAAAAGAUGAACUAAGUUUAGAAAUGAAUAAUUCAAAAGAAUUUAUUCAAAAUGUUGAAAAUAAAAACAUUGAUUUAGAUAAAGAAGAAAAUAAUCAUACUAAUUUGAUUGAAACAAUUGUUAAUAAAAUUUCUGAUAAAGAAAAUAACGAAGGGAAUGAUAUUUUAAUAAACUAUGAAUGGUACAAAAAAAAUAAAGAAAAAUAUAUGCACAUAAGUUUAAAAAAUAAAAUGGAUAAUUCAAAUGAAUCCGAAAUAACAAGAAAAGAUGCGAAAAAUGUUUUAAUAGCUCAUACAUUAAAUAAAUUGGAUCCUAAAACAGAUAAUAAAAAUAUUCCAGAAAAUACAACAUCAAAUAUGUGGAACAAUAAUGAUUUUAAUUUUAUAAAUAAUAAAAAAAGUGUUGACAAUCCUCAUUACAAUAGUAACUAUUCUGACAAUAUUUCCAAAAAUUUAAACGGUAUUAGUUUAAAUAAUAGUGAUGCUCAUGAUAUUUGUAAAUCCUUAAACCAGGAAUGCGAUAAUCAAAACGAGACAUUUUUCCAGCCAAUAAAGAUCGAUACCGAUUUCGGGUCGAGAAAAGGUGCACUAAAUGAAGUGGGGGACAUACUAAAAAAUAAACCUACUAAAAUUUCUAUAUCCACAGAAUCACAAAAAAUAGUUGAUCAAACAGUUAGCGGGCAAACACAUAAUAAAAAUAUGAUUUUAUGUAAUGAUACAGUAAAAAAUAUGUGCACAAAUAACAAUAAUAAUAGUAACAAUAUGAAUAACACAAAAAAAAUAGUCAAUCAAAUCUAUAUUAAUAAUAAUUCUUCCCUUUUAAAUGCACCAAACCUUGCAAGUAAUAUUGUGACUUAUAGUUCCACUGAAAAUUAUAAAAAUAUUUCAAACAAUACCAUAAAUUUAGAUAGUAUCAAAUAUAUUGAUCAAAUAAAACAGAAGAAUAUAAAAUUCCACAUGGAACCAGCUCAGGAUAAUCAACAACAAAUAUAUGCUAAUAAUUUAAGUGGAAAUAUAAUAAAUACUGAAUGUAGUAAUAAACAUGUAUUACCAUCUUAUAUUUCAAAUAUAAUAAAUGAAUAUAACAAUGAUAAUAAAAAUAAUUAUGUUUUAUUAAAAGAAAAUGAACAAUAUAAUAUAAAUUCAAUUGCCCAAAAAAAUGAUGUGUGCAAAAGUCCAACAAACAAAAAUAAAAAUACAAAAAAUAGGGGUGUUCUUAGCAGAAUACUACGAAAAAAAUAA